Molecule: messenger RNA, 1554 nt
Organism: Penicillium soppii
Lineage: Eukaryota; Fungi; Ascomycota; Eurotiomycetes; Eurotiales; Aspergillaceae
Gene: adaB
Product: chromatin-binding transcription regulator ADA2
Exons: 3
Coding region: 1-1554 (517 amino acids)
Biological process (GO): chromatin remodeling; regulation of transcription by RNA polymerase II
Cellular component (GO): SAGA-type complex; nucleus
Molecular function (GO): transcription coactivator activity; protein binding; chromatin binding
Source: RefSeq, a predicted model, not a curated record
AUGGGUGUGAUACGCAAGAAGACCGCCUCGCGCGGCACCGAGGCAGGCACUAAGUUUCACUGCGAUGUAUGCUCAAUUGAUGUCACGUCAACAGUUCGCAUUUCAUGUGCACAUCCCGCCUGCCCCGAAUACGACCUUUGCGUUCCCUGCUUUGCAGAUGGACAAUGCUCAAAAAACCAUGAUCCCGCAACACAUCCGUUCCAAGUGAUUGAGCAAAAUUCGGUCCCGAUCUUCCAAGCGGACUGGGGCGCCGACGAAGAACUGCUGUUGUUGGAAGGUGCCGAAAUCUACGGACUGGGUUCAUGGGCAGAUAUUGCAGACCACAUUGGAGGCUACCGAACCAAGGACGAGGUCCGCGAUCAUUAUUAUGAUACAUACUUGAAGAGCAAGCACUUCCCGCUCGCAGAACGCGCAGACCCAGACGACAGGAGUCUGCAAGAUUCGAUAUCCAAAGAAGAAUUCCAAACGCGCAAGAAGCGGCGUAUCGAAGAGCGCAAGGACGCAGCCAAAGCAGCACCCCCGACAACACCGAAACAGAAGCCGACUGCUAGUGUACCUGCAUGUCAUGAAGUGCAGGGCUACAUGCCAGGACGAUUGGAGUUUGAGACUGAGUUCUUGAACGAUGCUGAGGAAGCAGUGCAACACAUGACCUUUGAGCCUGGAGCUGGACUCAAUGAAAAUGGCGAACCGGAUGCAGAGACAGAACUCAAGAUGACGGUUGUCGAUAUCUACAAUUCCCGCCUCACAGCGCGCACAGAGCGUAAGAAGAUCCUCUUCGAACACAACCUCCUCGAAUACCGAAAGAACACUGCCCUGGAUAAGAAGCGGUCCAAAGAAGAGCGAGACUUGUUGAAUAAAGCAAAGCCGUUGGCACGCAUGAUGAAUCGCAAGGACUUUGAAGAUAUUAAUAAGGGUCUGGAGUACGAGCAUAAUCUCCGCCUAGCCAUUGCCCAGCUCCAAGAAUGGCGCUCGAUGGGCAUUGGUGACCUGAAAGCAGGCGAAAAGUAUGAGCAGGAUAAGCAACAGCGUGUGCAGCGAUUAAUUCCCACGGGCUCCUUUGAUCGCUUUGCCAGCACUCGCCCCAAGCAGACCCAAUUGACAGAGACCCCAGCGGCGGCGAUUCAGUUGACGACCCCUGAACUUCCAUUGCGUUUACAGAAAGCCGGCAACUCCAAUGCACCGCCAGAUUCUACCGACGAAGUAUUGAAUGAUUUCGAUCGCGCCUUCGCUGUCGACGGCGACGCGCCUCCCCCACAACCGGCAAAGACGAAAUACGUCGUGCCUCCACUGAGCGGGAUGCCUGCGUGGAAACUGAAUAAUGACACCGCUGCCGACCUGCAUCUCUUGACCAAAGAAGAGACGGAGGUCUGCAACGUCCUACGCAUCAUGCCGAAACCGUACCUGGUCGUCAAGGAGACACUGUUGAAAGAAGCAAUGAAGCAGGGCGGCAGCUUGAAGAAGAAAGACGCACGGACGAUCUGCAAGAUCGAGGGAACUAAAACCAGCCGCAUUUACGAUUUCAUGGUGCAUAGUGGUUGGAUCAACAAGGCGUAG